AUGAGGUUCAAUCAGGCUCUCGUCUAUGUCGUCGCCGUCUCAGGACCGCUCGCUUCUGCCACUCCCUUGGCAAUGGGCAAGGCCGGGUCUCAUCCAUCUGUCAGAAUGAACCCAGCGGCGGAUAAUCUUAUUACGGGCCGAGCCACAAGCUCCAUGGGUAAUAUCAUCGCGGCACGUUUCUUUGCCCGCGCUGAAGGUGAAGCCGGGCAGGCCAAUGAGGCGUGUGAAGAAAAUGCAAAGGUCUCUGAGGAGAAAGUAGAGGAGGCCAAGAAAAAGGCCGAAGAGGCUGAGAAGAAAGCACAAGAAAGUGAGGCAAAGGUCCAAGAGAAUGAGAAAAAGGCUACCGAGGCUGAAAAAGUUGUCGAAGAAGGAAAAAAGGUAGUCGAGGAGGACGAAAAGAAGGCCCAAGAAAGCAAGACCGAGGCCCAACUAGCAGAGAAGGAGGCUGAAGAGGCUGAGCAGAGAGUCAAGGAAGCUGAAGUAAAGGUUCAGGAGGCCGAGGCCAAGGUCAAGGAAAGCGAGCAAAUGGUCGAAGUUGCCAAGAAGAGAGCCGAAGAUGCCGAGAAACAGGCUGAGGAAUUCGAGAACAAGGCCAAAUUGGACGAGAGCAACGUCCAACAGUCUGAGAAGGUGGCUGAAGAUAUGAAGAAGGCUGUUGAAGAGGGUAACAAGGAGGUCGAGGAGGCUAAGACGGAAGCCGAGAAUGCGAAACGGGAGGCGGAGGAAGCUGAGAAGAAAGCUGAGGAGGAUAAGAAAAAAUGCGAAGAGGGAAAGGAAGCGCCUAAAGGGGGCGAGAAGGAGGAAUAA
Molecule: messenger RNA, 807 nt
Organism: Metarhizium brunneum ARSEF 3297
Lineage: Eukaryota; Fungi; Ascomycota; Sordariomycetes; Hypocreales; Clavicipitaceae
Source: RefSeq, a predicted model, not a curated record